AUGAAGCUCCAGAGCACGACGUUGCCGGCACGAAAAAACACGAAUGGCGCGAGUGAAGACGCAACGGGUGAGCUAUCAGCUCAAUACAAGAAGCCGCUCGCAGAAAGGGCCCCCGAGGCAAAGCGAAUGAUGCUUUCCAUGAAUGGAUCCCUCAAUAAAUUUCAUAACAUCCUCACCGCCAUACAACAAACCGAGCUAGCUCAUCGCAAGGAGCUGAAAUCAAUCGAGGAUAAGAUGCAGACGGAGCAGGCGCUUAUUCGGCGUCUCGCAGAUCAUCUCGGUGAUGCAGCAGACCACGAGGUUGAUUGCGCCUCCAUCGAUGAGGCAAACGCGAAGAUACGGGGACUACAAAGUCACAAGGUCCGCGAAGCGGCAGAGCUCAAGCAGUCUAGUGUCGAACGGGAGGAUCUGGAAGGCUUGCUGUCAUCUCAUCAAGAUGCGGUGACCGAGGCUAUACUAAAGUUCCAGGAGCGUGCGCAGGGCCAACCUGAGCAGAAGCGGCAUCAGCCUGAGAGUCGCAAGCGUAACGCCGCUGGCACCAUCAAAGCCACCGGCUCACGUCCUGCUAUCUCGCGCACCGCGAGCGGCACUCACACGAAGGACGUUUCCGCAAGUUCGGACGACAGCGACAUAGUCCCCUCAUCUUCGCGUUCAGCUUCGGACGACUCGGGAAGCGACUUGCUCUAA
Messenger RNA from Didymosphaeria variabile, 687 nucleotides. RefSeq lists its product as uncharacterized. Bases 1 to 687 code for a protein of 228 amino acids. The transcript is spliced from 3 exons. The record is from RefSeq and is a predicted model, not a curated record. Lineage: Eukaryota; Fungi; Ascomycota; Dothideomycetes; Pleosporales; Didymosphaeriaceae.